Molecule: messenger RNA, 1713 nt
Organism: Vicia villosa (hairy vetch)
Lineage: Eukaryota; Viridiplantae; Streptophyta; Magnoliopsida; Fabales; Fabaceae
Product: serine/threonine-protein kinase SAPK2-like
Exons: 9
Coding region: 287-1312 (341 amino acids)
Biological process (GO): protein phosphorylation; intracellular signal transduction
Molecular function (GO): ATP binding; protein serine/threonine kinase activity
Source: RefSeq, a predicted model, not a curated record
UCUAACAACAUGUUACACCAAAAUUUCGCCAAGUGACAAAACAUUAUAGAAUCUACAUUCUGUGUUCCUAGCAUAGGUGUCAAAUAGUUGGUUGCGUCUUGGUUAAGUAUAAGACUUUGAAGCCUUUUCCAUGGCCCCAAGAACCUACUUUUUUUAUCUGGUCCUCUCAAAAAGAAUAACUGUUCAUCUAAGUUAUUCUCAACUUUAUUAGUACUACUUUUCAUUCUUGUUAUUAUAAUUUAUAUGUCAAAAACAUAACACUCUAGUGUGUAGAAGAAUCAUCGUGAUGAAUCAAAACAUGGAACGCUACGAGGUUGUCAAGGAAAUUGGGUCUGGGAAUUUUGCUGUGGCCAAGUUGGUUAGAGAUGUUUUCACAAAAGAGCUUUUUGCUGUUAAGUUUAUUGAAAGAGGACAAAAUAUUGAUGAACAUGUUCAGAGAGAAAUCAUGAAUCAUAGAUCGUUGAAGCAUUCUAAUAUCAUUAGAUUCAAAGAGGUUCAGCUAACACCAACACAUCUAGCGAUAGUAAUGGAGUAUGCUGCAGGAGGAGAACUCUUUGAGAGGAUAUGUAGUGCUGGUAGAUUUAGUGAAGAUGAGGCAAGGUUUUUCUUUCAGCAAUUGAUAUCUGGAGUCAGUUACUGUCAUUCAAUGCAAAUCUGCCAUAGAGAUUUGAAGCUUGAAAACACACUCUUAGAUGGAAGCACCGCGCCACGAGUCAAAAUUUGCGACUUUGGUUACUCAAAGUCAUCUGUAUUGCAUUCGCAACCGAAGUCUACAGUAGGAACUCCAGCUUACAUUGCACCCGAGGUCCUAACUAAGAAAGAAUAUGAUGGAAAGGUUGCAGAUGUUUGGUCUUGUGGAGUCACUUUAUAUGUGAUGCUAGUUGGCGCGUAUCCGUUUGAGGACCCUGAGGAUCCCAAAAACUUUAGGAAAACAAUCAGUAAGAUACUCAGUGUCCAGUACAAAGUUCCUGAUUUUGUACGAGUUUCAUUGGAAUGUAUACACCUUCUUUCUCAAAUAUUCGUCGCUGAUCCUGAAAAGAGAAUUACGAUACCAGAAAUCAAAAAGCAUCCAUGGUUUUUGAUGAACUUACCAAUAGAAUUAAUGGAAGGUGGAAGCUGGCAAACCAAUGACGUAAAUAAUCCAUCACAAAGUGUUGAUGAAGUUCUAUCCAUCAUACAAGAGGCAAGAAAACCUCUUAACAUCCCCAAGCUUGGAGGCCUUCUUAGUGGAGAUAGUAUGGAUUUGGAUGAUUAUGAUGCCGAUAUCGAAGAUAUAGAAACGUUUGGUGAUUUUGUCUCCCCUCCUCUUUAAGUGUAUUCAUGAACAAAAAUCAGCACUGACAUCAGGUUGAAGAUGUGUUUUUGUAACCAGCACUUACACGACGACAACAACACAUGUGGUUAUAUUCAAUAAUGUCACUCUAUCAAAUUAUACUGGUACGUGUCAGCCUCAUAUCGUUAUAUUCAAUAACGACACUCUAUCAAAUUAUAAUGGUAUUGACGUGUCAGUGUCAUGUUUAGUAUUUAUGGUAGUAUCAGUGUUUUGUAAUGAAGAAGUUCCUUGUUUAUACGGCAACUAAUACGUGUGUAAGCAUUAUCAAAUUUUGGAACUUCGAGAUUAAAGUACCUCUUUGUAAAUAUGUAAAGUAUCCCAUGAACUUUUCCAAGGAAGAAAAUAUUUAGUAAAGCAAGUUGUGGAAUAAGUUUCUUAAA